This is a messenger RNA of Torulaspora globosa, 384 nucleotides long. It is a transcript of the gene QCR7, whose product is annotated as ubiquinol--cytochrome-c reductase subunit 7. The record is from RefSeq and is a predicted model, not a curated record. The transcript has a single exon. Gene Ontology annotation, biological process: mitochondrial electron transport, ubiquinol to cytochrome c. The coding region runs from base 1 to 384 and encodes 127 amino acids. Lineage: Eukaryota; Fungi; Ascomycota; Saccharomycetes; Saccharomycetales; Saccharomycetaceae.
AUGCCUCAAUCGUUGACCUCGGUAGUGAAGAUGGGUGACUUCAUCCUAAAGCAUGCAGCUUUGUCCAAGAUCGCUGUGCCAGUCGCCAAGCAAUUUGUAAACCUAGCAGGCUACAGACAGUUGGGUUUGAGAUUUGAUGAUCUUAUUGCUGAAGAGAACGCAGUUGCUCAGACUGCUUUGAGAAGAUUGCCUGAAGAUGAAUCGUACGCCAGAGUCUUCAGAAUCAUCAGAGCUCACCAGACUGAGUUGACUCACCAUUUGCUUCCAGAAAAUGAAUGGACCAAACCCAGCGAAGACGUUCCCUACCUGACACCAUACAUCUUGGAGGCAGAGGCUGCAGCCAAGGAGAAAGAGGAGUUGGAUAACUUGGAGAUCAGCAAAUAA